CAUCAAAGGGCGCGAGGUCACUUUCCCUCACAUGUCUGUAGAGGUAGUUGCAGACAUCCUCCAGUGGCUCAGUACAACUUUACCAUUCGCAAAUGUGGCUAUUGCGGCAAACUCUGUGAGCGCCUGGAUAUCUUUGAAGACCACUACAUUGCUACUGGGCAUUGUUUCUGUUCGGAAUGCGACCUCCCCUUCGAAAGCCAGAGCGCUUGGAAAAAUCACUGCGAGGUAGAGCUCCAUGCUUCCGAGUAUCGUUGUUGCAACUGUGACAUCUCUUUCAAAGAUAUCCACGCCUUGAACGCGCACAUGGCGAGACUUCGAACCUUUCCGUCUCUUCAGUCUUUUCAACAACAUUGUGAGUCGAUCAAGCACAAGCCACUUAGUGCUCUAAGCUGUCCCAUAGGGAAAGGAUGCAAAAGAAAGUUCAGUGCACCGUCGGCUCUGCUGCACCAUCUGGAAAGUGGAAAGUGCUGUUCAGGCAUGGACCGUGAUGACAUCUACGACAUCAUUCAGCUAUACGACAAAGAUCACACGAUCCACACCCUCCCAAAACUCACGCCUUCGAGCUCCACUUACUUGUCGGCACAUGGUUUAUCUCCUGAUUCUGGAACGCCAACAGCGUCUCUCGAUAGUUCAGAUGGCUGGCUACUGGUCACUCCCACACACUCUCAGGGUAGUGUAGAGGGUAGUCUAGUAGAUUGGACACCGCUUGAGGAUAGUCGUCUCUCGCUUGGAAGUAGACACGUGAUUGACGGAAUUAAGCCUGAACUCCGUUGUCCACUUUGUCCAAGGAAGUCCAAAGCCUUUCGUACGAUACAGGCUCUUCAGCAGCACAUAGUAUCUCCAACACACUGUGAUAAGGCUGAAACAAAGCAAGGAAAAGCAAAGCAAUUUACAACUCUCAGUGGACUAGCUCAGCAUUUAGAGAGUGGGCCCUGCCAUGGUGGCAGGCAGACGUUCCUGCGUUGUAUUGAGUUGGGAUUUUCAUUACAGACUUAUAGCAACAGCGAGCAACUAGCGCUAAAUUACAUUAAUAUCUUGGACAUGUUCAUCAGCGUGUUCCUAUUGCAAUAACCUAUAGCUGCUGCUGUGCGCCCCUCUCGAGCAGUAGCUUCACGAUCGACUCAUGGCCUCCAUAUGAAGCUACCUGGAGUGCGUUACCAAACUGUCCACCCUGCGCGUUAACGUCUGCGUCUUUGUCUAGCAGUAGCUUCACAAUCUGCAAGUUGCCUUUAUAUGAAGCCGCCUGGAGUGC
Bipolaris sorokiniana ND90Pr is the source of this 1252-nucleotide messenger RNA. RefSeq lists its product as uncharacterized. NCBI's taxonomy places the organism in Eukaryota, Fungi, Ascomycota, Dothideomycetes, Pleosporales, Pleosporaceae. The transcript is spliced from 3 exons. The annotation marks the transcript as partial. The record is from RefSeq and is a predicted model, not a curated record.